This is a messenger RNA of Vicia villosa (hairy vetch), 417 nucleotides long. RefSeq lists its product as uncharacterized. The record is from RefSeq and is a predicted model, not a curated record. The coding region runs from base 28 to 417 and encodes 129 amino acids. The transcript has 3 exons. Lineage: Eukaryota; Viridiplantae; Streptophyta; Magnoliopsida; Fabales; Fabaceae.
GUCUCUGAAUUGCAAAGAGAUAAAGAUAUGUAUAUGAGAGAAAAGUGCAACACUUCAUCGGUGAAAGAAACUAUUGAUAAGGCUAGUAUCAACUGUCAAAGGAAAUUUCCCGAGGGCAUUUCAUCUUGCCAACUAUACUUAUCGUCACCGAAUUAUCGACUAGUUGGCAAGGGAAAAGUGCACAACACUUUGGGAGAUUUACUUCACCAUAGACCGCUCCCGGAUGGACACCUGAAAGUAUCGGUGGAUGUUGUAUUAGAUCAUGAUGCGAUGCUACCGGUACCUGACAUGGUCUCAGAGACGACAUUGCUGCGAGAUGCAAUAGGAUCAUUUGUUGCAUGGCCCUCGGAGCUCAUUACCAUUAGUGAUGAGACUGCUCCUAUAAAACCCGCAAUUAAGUGUAAAGGGAUUUUAUAG